GCUCGGAGUUUGUGGGAAAACAAACGGAGCGAGAAGUUUGAGCAGGUCCGCAAGCUGGUUUCUUUGUUUGGGUGAUCUUCAUCGCUCAGUCUUCCUCCUCCUCUUGUUUGUCCGCUGGGAAAUGACGCUCCAGUGACGGUCAGACCGAGCCGAGCUAGAGGAAGAGGAGGAUGCAGAGAUGAAGCUGGUUUUGUGGGUCGUCGUGUUUUCCCUGCGGAGUCCAGCGGGGAGCUGCGGGAGCGGCGUGGUGUUCACGAAGCACCCGUCCAAUCAGACGGUGUCUCAGGGGAAUGAGGUGCGGUUGGGCUGCGCCGUGGAGGGCGUUACAGAGCCCGAGAUCAUGUGGAUGAAGGACGGCGAGAAGCUAUACAGCACUGACCAGGUGUUCCUCACGCUGGGAGAGCAGCACUGGGAGACGUCACACAGUGUGAAGUCGGUCCAGCAGCAGGAUGCAGGUCAGUACUGGUGUGAGGUGGAGUUCCACGACCUGACGUUCUCCUCUGAGCGAGCCUGGAUCACAGUGGAAGGAGUCCCUCACUUCACGCAGGAGCCCCAGGAUGUGGCGACGUUCCCUAAUGCUCCCUUCAACCUGACCUGCGCUGCUGUUGGCCCCCCUGAGCCCGUGGAGGUGCUGUGGUGGCUGGGAGGAGUCCAGAAGGGAGAGCCCAAACCCUCGCCUUCUGUCCUCCACGUCCCAGGUGUGAACAGCAGCAUCAAGUUUUACUGUGAAGCAAAGAACGCCAGAGGAAUCUCUGUGUCCAGAACUGGAACAGCUCACAUCAAAGUGCUGCCGGCGGCUCCAGUCAGCCUGCGGAUCCUCAGGACAGUGGACAACAUCACGGUGUCAUGGACGCCAGGAUUCACUGGUCACUCUGAGCUGUCCACCUGCGUCAUCCAGGUGUCGAGGCACUCCGCCCGUAGGUGGGACCUCCCUCAGCAGGAGGUUCAGGUUCCUCCUCACCUGCGUGUACUGACCCAUCUGAGGAGUCACUCCAACUACAGCGUGAGGGUCUCCUGUGUGAAUGAGGUGGGGGCGUCUCCUUUCUCCCCCUGGCUGCACUUCCAAACACCUGAGUCAGUACCCUCUGUGGCCCCCGUGAACUUGACCUUUGACCUCUCAGAGCAGCAGCUCUUUCUGAAGUGGGCGGAGCUUCAGGAAGACGAGCUGCAGGGGAAACUGUUGGCCUACAAGGUGCAGUGGACUUUGGCAGGAGAGACUCAGGAGCCGCUGCUAUUUAAGGAGAACUCUGCCCGCCUCUCUGGAGGAGGUCGUUUCUUUAAUGCUUCCUUCCAGGUGGCGGCCUGCACAGCGGUGGGCUGCGGACCGUGGAGCCCCCCGGUGCUGGUGCUACCCCCCUCAGCACAGAUCCGGGUCCAGCGGAGCCACAUGUGGGUCGGCCUGCUGCUCGGCCUGCUGGUUGCUACCAUUGUUGGCCUGUUGCUGACCGUCGUUGCUCAGCGCCGCGAGAAAGAGACACAGUUUGGCUCAGCCUUCAAGUCUCCGGGUGCAGAGACCUCAGUUUCCUUCACAGCAGCUCGGUCCUUCAGCAGAAAUGUCACGGACCUGCAGGAGUCCACCUUGGACAGUCUCGGCAUCAACGAUGAGCUGAAGAAUAAACUGAAAGACGUUUUGAUUUCUGAGCGGCUGCUGACGCUGGGACACAUGCUGGGGAAAGGUGAGUUUGGCUCAGUGCGUGAGGCCUUCCUGAAGAGUGAGGACUCAUCCGUCCAGAAGGUAGCAGUCAAAGUUUUGAAAUCUGACAUCACCUCAUCAGGUGACAUUGAGCAGUGUCUGAAGGAGGCGGCCUACAUGAAGGACUUCCACCAUCCCAAUGUCAUCCAGCUCAUUGGAGUGAGCCUCCACCGGCGUCCUGGCCAGCGACUGCCAAUCCCGAUGGUGGUUCUGCCGUUUAUGAAGCACGGAGACCUGCACACCUUCCUGCUGCUGUCCAGGCUGGGAGACGAGCCGUUUGACCUGCCUCUGCACACGCUGGUCCAGUUUAUGUUGGACAUCUCUCGGGGGAUGGAUUAUCUGAGCAGCAAGAACAUCAUCCACAGAGACCUCGCCGCCAGAAACUGCAUGCUGAACGAGGACAUGACUGUGUGUGUGGCGGACUUCGGCCUCUCUAAGAAGAUCUACAGUGGAGAUUAUUACCGUCAGGGCUCUGUCUCCAAACUCCCCGUCAAGUGGAUCGCUCUGGAGAGUCUGGCUGAUAAUGUGUACACCACGCAGAGUGACGUGUGGGCGUUUGGUGUGACGAUGUGGGAGAUCAUGACUCGCGGCCAGACUCCGUAUCCCGGCGUGGAAAACUCUGAGAUCUACGAGUUCCUGAUCAAAGGAGAACGACUGAAGAAACCGUCCGACUGCCGAGACGACAUAUAUGAGAUCAUGCACAGCUGUUGGAGUCCAGUACCUAAAUGUCGGCCCAGCUUCCAGCAGCUGGUUGGCCAACUGGAGGCGCUGUGGCUCAGCCUGUCCCCCGCCCCCACUCAGAAGGAGCCAUUGCUCUAUGUCAACCUGGAGAGCAACGAAGGAGAGCAUGGAGGAGGAGCCGAAGCCUGGGCCCCGGGGCUGGAGGAGGCCGCGGCUUUGAGCUGGGGUGUCCCCUGGCAGCGGCAGGUGGAGGUCGAGGAGAAAGACUGGCUGAUUGGGUCAGGGGCGGCGUUCGCCAUUGGUGGCGACUACAGGUACAUCAUUGGCCCCUGUGGAGCCUCCGAGGAGGAGGAGGGGAGGAGGAGGUCCGUGGACACAUUACAGGAAGAGGUCAGGGACGAAGAGGAUGACAUUGUCAUCAACGUCUGAAUACUGACCAAUCACAGUGCUCCUCUGUCAACUGAUCAGACACUCACUUCAAGGCACGGAGCAGCAGCAGGCAGGUGGAGACAGACUGAGGGACAGUCAGGACCACCCCUCCCAGUCUCUGAACCAUUUCCUGUUUUCAGAUUCAAACGAUCAAUAAAGAAAUCGAUCAGCAGAUGAACCAUUGAAGGAGGAAAGAAGGAGUUUGUAGACGUCACUUUUUCACAGACUGAGAAAAAUCAGCAUAUUGAAGCUUCCUGAUUAGUGGCGAGGAAACGGAAGGGGGUGCUGAAACACGUCAUUAAUAAACUUGGUUUGUUUUGGUAUUCAUGAACGUCAGAAAAUCAAUAAUUCAUGUUUUAUUAAUUGAUCUGUGGUCCAUUUGUGUUCUCAUGUCAUCUUCAAACUUUUGGUGAAUUCUCAUGUCUGAGCCAUUAAGCAACAAAUCUAUUAUUAAUCACUUCCUGUUAACUAAUCGAUUAAUCAGCCUGGAUAUUUUCAGCUCGUGUUUUAGAGGAUGAUAUUUGGUUACGUGAAUAAAAUGGAGAGAGUUGUGCUUUUAUUCUGAAAGACUGAGGUGUCCCAAAGACAUCUGUGACCACAUUUGGGCCAGUAGCCUCCCAUUGGAAACCACUGAACUGAACCUUUAUUAACACUUGAGGUUUAUUUCAGGUUUGACCUUCCUGCUGGAGCUCCUCCCACAAAGCGUCCAUCUUUCUGAACUGAAGUGCUUGGACUUUUUAUUACAUUUCACCAGCUGCAGGAAAGGUGGCUCCACCUCCUACUCACCCACCAGUAACAUGGUCAGUCACAUGGUUGCUCAGCUGCACUCUUAUUGGAUGCUAAAAUCCUGGUUUCACAGGUAAAGCGAGGGCAUUUGUUUUGUCAUUUUGACUUGAAGCUCCUCCUCAGCGAUCAGAGUCUGAGUUGUUGAGUAAACGUCCAGCAGGUGGUAAUCUUUCCGUUCUCACGGUUCAUGAAUGAGACCGUUAAAAACUGCUUUCUGAUCAGAUUUAUUGGAAAAAAAUGUCCGAAAGCUGCUUCACCUGUACUGAGGCCUGCUGUGGUCUUCAUACAUGUGACUUCAGGCCCCUCAGUGGGCCCCUCUGUGGUGAUUGGUUGCCCCCGGUUGCUGCUGCUGUAACAGUGAAGCUGUUUUUUACUGAAUUAACUUGUUUAUAAUGGUGACAGAUGAUUUAUUGAUCCUCUAACUGGUUAAUAUUGGUUAUUGAUCCUAGUUUGUGUCUGCAGUUUUUUGUGUUGCUAUGAUGACAUUCCUUACCUCUGUGUGUGACCUCUUACUGACUCCAGAUCUAUAAGCAAGUGAUAAAUGAAUAAAAUGU
Molecule: messenger RNA, 4143 nt
Organism: Archocentrus centrarchus (flier cichlid)
Lineage: Eukaryota; Metazoa; Chordata; Actinopteri; Cichliformes; Cichlidae
Gene: tyro3
Product: TYRO3 protein tyrosine kinase
Exons: 19
Coding region: 179-2803 (874 amino acids)
Biological process (GO): nervous system development; positive regulation of kinase activity; cell migration
Cellular component (GO): plasma membrane; signaling receptor complex
Molecular function (GO): transmembrane receptor protein tyrosine kinase activity; ATP binding; protein binding
Source: RefSeq, a predicted model, not a curated record